AUGACGUUUAACUUCUCUCGGAUCGAGCAACGGUUCGAGGAGAUUUCGACCACAACAAGUCUCAUCUCCUCGACAACAAUCGAUACGAACCGGCAGCUCUCUGACCUGCAAUUCUCCCAGAUCAUGCAGGCGAUUGCAGAUCCCAACCUGUGGGACCCAGGCAAGAGUCUCAACUACCUCUUAAUCCACCAGAAAAGGUCAUCCCAAAACCAAGCCCGUCAACUGUCCGAAGGUUUCUGGGAAUUUGCACGAAUGAGACGGUGGGCGAGAUCAAAAGACUCAGACAUAUCCAUCGUCAAGGGAGACUUCCGCUCGCGACACGCGCUGAGAUGUUUCUCGGUCGACGUGAUCGAGCAGCUGCGCCUGAAACAAAUUCCCGUUCUCUUUGCCCUGGGAACAUCACAACAAGGCGCGGCCGCAAAGAGCAUGUCCACCGAGGACCUCCUGAAAUACCUCGUUCGACAAGUCCUAGACCUGCGAAGAAGCGGCCAGACGGAGAAGUCGAUGUCCCUCAAUGCUGCGGCUUUCUCUGGCACCCUCUCCGAGAAAGAGUGGUUCUCACUUCUGCAAGACCUGCUGUCUGGACUCUCUGGGAAUGUCUACUUUGUCGUGGACUUGGAUUUGCUCAAUCGCAACCUCAACUGCCCUUCGAGCUUUCACUGGUUGUCAGAGUUCCUGGGCCUGUUCAAAUCAGUCACUGAGCGGGGAGCUCAAACUACCAUCAAGGUCUUGCUGGUCAGCUACAGCUCGGAGUUGCCGUUCGACACCACGAGGGACGACCAGGCUAGCUUCGUCAUACCAGCGAAGAAGGCGAAGCUGGCGGCGCAAAGGCGGAAAGGGAGGGCAGUUGCAGCUCGAGGUCGAGGGCGUCAGUCUCGCUCUGGGGUUUGA
Diaporthe citri is the source of this 891-nucleotide messenger RNA. RefSeq lists its product as uncharacterized. Bases 1 to 891 code for a protein of 296 amino acids. The record is from RefSeq and is a predicted model, not a curated record. The transcript is spliced from 2 exons. Lineage: Eukaryota; Fungi; Ascomycota; Sordariomycetes; Diaporthales; Diaporthaceae.